GUGAAAAGUCAAGAGGUCACUUACGUUACAAUAGUUUGUUUUGAUUCACAGUACAGAGGUAGAAUCUAGAAUCUAGAUCUAGAUUUCUAGUCGUUUUCUUACUCUUCACUCUUAGAUCACGAGUGACCUAGACUCUAGAGUUUCUUGAAAAAGUUUGUCAUGCAUUCCCACUGGAGAGGAUCAUUGGAUUGGAUAAAACAAGGUCUACCUUUAACUACAGCCAGUGAUGAAGCUUGUAAACUGUAUGAUGCCAUUGUCACACAGUACACAGGGUGGUAUGAUGAUGACAGCCUGGGUGGGAUGGCUGGGACACUGGAAAAACUGAGACAGGCUGACCCUGACUUUGUGAUGGGUCAGGUUGUCCAGAAUGGCCUUGAGUUACUGGGCACUGGCCGCAACAUUCGAUUAGACCAGUCUUUGAGUAACGAUGUUGACAGGAUGGUGGAGAGGAGCCAAACGGUUCCAGAAGUAACAGGCAGAGAGAAGAAGCAUGUCAAUGCCCUAGAACUGUGGGCUAAUGGAGACAUGGAAGGAGCUGCACUGGUCUGGGAAGAUAUUUUGGUAGAGCACCCUCAUGACGUACUGGCCCUCAAGUUGGCACACGACACUUAUUUUUACCUGGGUAACUCCUGUCAGAUUCGAGACAGCAUUGCCAGGGUGUUACCACAAUGGAAACCAGCCAUGCCACUCUAUGGCUAUGUAGUUGGGAUGCACUCUUUUGGACUAGAGGAAACAAAUUUGUACCAAGAAGCAGAAGCAGCGGCUAGAAAGGCGUUGUCAAUAAAUGCUAGAGAUGCUUGGGCCACACAUACACUGUGCCAUGUCAUGGAGAUGAUGGGAAGACAACAUGAAGGGAUUCACAUGUUGGAGAAAACUGGCCAAUACUGGAAGGCAUGUGGCAUGUUGGCUUGCCAUAACUUUUGGCAUUGGGCUCUUUACUUCAUUGAGAUAGGUGACUAUGACCAAGCUUUGUCACUGUUUGAUCAAGAGGUUUCUGUAAGGGCAGCUAACUCCGGGGCAAUGCUGGAUGUGGUUGAUGUCUGCUCCCUGUUGUACAGACUUCAAAUGGAAGGUGUAAAUGUUGGGGACAGGUGGGAUAAAGUUUACCAGGUGUGUAAGCCACACCUGCGUGAUCAUGUCCUGGCCUUCAAUGACAUGCAUCUUGUUGUUGCCUGUUUGGGCGCAGAUCAGAAGGAGGCUGUGAAAGAGUUAAUGGACUCUAUUCAAGACUUCAUCAGAAAUGGGAAGGGAACUAACCGUGAUGUCACUGCAGAAGUAGGGGAGACAAUUCUGAAAGCUUUCAUUUCCUAUGAUGAUGGUGAUUUUAGAACAGCUAUUGAUUUAAUCAUACCAGUGCGCUCUAAAAUUAUUAAAAUUGGUGGAAGUCAUGCUCAGAGAGAUUUACUAAAUUUGUUCCUCAUUCAAGCUGCCAUCAAAGCUCAGGAUAAAAAUCUGGCACGAUCCUUACUGAAUGAAAGAAAACUGUUGAAACCCAGUGCACCCAUGACUGAUAGACUUAUUAGCAAACUUAUGGAAGCCCUUUGAGAUCAUCAUUUUAAAAAAUUUAUAAUUUUAUUUUCAUCAUUACCCAGAACUUUCUUUCAAAAAUGCUUUAUUUAAAAGUCUGCUAGCCACUCGUGCCUUCUGCCAUCCUUUGUUGCAUUGUUAAUUUCUUGUUUUUAUG
Molecule: messenger RNA, 1684 nt
Organism: Physella acuta
Lineage: Eukaryota; Metazoa; Mollusca; Gastropoda; Physidae
Product: tetratricopeptide repeat protein 38
Molecular function (GO): protein binding
Source: RefSeq, a predicted model, not a curated record